UUCUCCCCAUCCUCCGGCUGCGGGCUGCAGACAUUCUCCUCCCGGGGAAGGCGGCCCUGCACCUCCCGCGCCCUGUGCAUCGCUACCUUGACUCCAGGCCAGAAACUGGAUGGAGCUUGACCAGCAGAAGAGAGAACCAACUUGCUUCCCUUCCUAGCCAGAACUGGAAAUGUCUGCAGAUGGCAAAAGCCUGAGGGCUUCUGAGACUAAGGAGAAAGGGGAAGAGGUCCCAGGUCACCAGCAUCCUUGUCAAGAAAUGCUCAGCAGACACGGGGAGCCAGUGCCCCCGGGAGCCAUUCGGGCGUCAGCACAGAUUAAGUCAGAGCCAGAAGAGCCUCACCCUGAGGCGACUUCGCAGGACACCAGAAGGCCAGGUGCUGGGGAGUGGGGACCACUGAGUCCUGGCUCUGAAGAAAAAGCUCUCUUCCUGCCUGGUGCAGCCCUCUCCUCCCCCCUGACCACCAUGCUUUCCGGAGAAGGGAGGACCAGAGGCAGGCCAGGCAGGACCAGAGACAGGCAGAUGGCUGCAGCACUCCUCACAGCUUGGUCGCAGAUGCCAGUAACCUUUGAGGAUGUGGCUCUGUACCUGUCCCGGGAGGAGUGGGGAAGGCUGGACCACGCACAGCAGAGCGUCUACAAGGACAUGCUGCAGAAGAGAAACGGGCUAGCCUUGGCGUUUCCGUUAGGCAGGCCUUUCUGGGCCCCCCAGGUGCCGGGCAAAGGAGAGGCUUCCUGCUCGGGCGGGCCACCGGGAGCUGGGAAGGAGAGGAGAGGCCCUGCUUCAGGUGAGCUCCUCUGGCUGAGGUGGUCCGUCUGCGCUCCCUGCUGGGUGGCCUUUGCCUCUUUGGGUCCCCCGGGGUCCCCGCUGCCCUCCCCUGGGCCUUCGGAUCUGCCCCCCACCCCCUGCGGCCGGUCGGAAACCGUGUGUGGCCGGACCAACCCUGUCUCUUGGCCAGGAGCUGCGGAGGCGGCGCGGGCCGGGGCGCACGGGGCCUCCGAGGCCGACCCUCCGUGCGGGCCGCCGACCCCCGCCAGCGGCGAGAUCCCGGGGCCGGCCCGGGACCCCCGGCCGGCCGGCGACGGCUGGGAGCAGCAGGGCGCCCCGGGGGGCGAGGCCGCCAAGAAGUCGUUCCGGUGCGAGCAGUGCGGCAAGGCCUUCAGCUGGCACUCGCACCUGGCCACGCACCGGCGCACGCACACGGGCGAGAAGCCGUACGCCUGCGCCGACUGCGGCAAGCGCUUCGGCCGCAGCUCGCACCUCAUCCAGCACCAGAUCAUCCACACGGGCGAGAAGCCGUACACCUGCCCCGCGUGCCGCAAGAGCUUCAGCCACCACUCCACGCUCAUCCAGCACCAGCGCAUCCACACCGGCGAGAAGCCGCACGCGUGCGACCGCUGCGCCAAGCGCUUCACGCGCCGCUCGGACCUGGUCACGCACCAGGGCACGCACACGGGCGCCAAGCCGCACAAGUGCCCGGCGUGCGGCAAGUGCUUCACGCAGAGCUCGGCCCUGGUCACGCACCAGCGCACGCACACGGGCGUGAAGCCCUACCCGUGCCCCGAGUGCGGCAAGCGCUUCAGCCAGCGCUCCAACCUCAUGGCGCACAGCCGCACGCACACGGGCGAGAAGCCCUACCCGUGCCCCGACUGCGGCAAGCGCUUCAGCCACAGCUCGCACCUCACCGCGCACCAGCGCACGCACCGCGGCGUGCGGCCCUACCCCUGCCCGCUGUGCGGCAAGCGCUUCAGCCGCCGCUCCAACCUGCAGCGCCACCAGAAGAUCCACGCCGCGGGGCCCCGCGCGCUGGCCGUGCUCAUGCUGGCCGCGCCCCCGCCCGCCCCCACCUAGCGGGGGAGGCACGGGUGUGCCCGCACCGACGGACGGAUGGACAGACAGGAGGACCUAGACGAGCCGAGGGAUGAGGGAAGGGAGCCGGGAGGUGCGGGUCUGGGGUGGGGGAGACAGAGGACCGGAAGGGAAGGCUCGGGGUGAA
Messenger RNA from Dipodomys spectabilis (banner-tailed kangaroo rat), 1994 nucleotides. RefSeq names its product zinc finger protein 205 (gene Znf205). The record is from RefSeq and is a predicted model, not a curated record. NCBI's taxonomy places the organism in Eukaryota, Metazoa, Chordata, Mammalia, Rodentia, Heteromyidae. Gene Ontology annotation, molecular function: DNA-binding transcription repressor activity, RNA polymerase II-specific. The coding region runs from base 170 to 1849 and encodes 559 amino acids. The transcript has 6 exons. Gene Ontology annotation, biological process: negative regulation of transcription by RNA polymerase II.